Messenger RNA from Aspergillus campestris IBT 28561, 360 nucleotides. Its product is annotated as serine palmitoyltransferase small subunit family protein. The record is from RefSeq and is a predicted model, not a curated record. The coding region runs from base 1 to 360 and encodes 119 amino acids. The transcript is spliced from 2 exons. NCBI's taxonomy places the organism in Eukaryota, Fungi, Ascomycota, Eurotiomycetes, Eurotiales, Aspergillaceae.
AUGACUCUCCUCUGGAUGAUUACGUCUUUCGUGCGUUGGCUUCGCUUGAAGCAUUAUCAAUACGAAGUCACAUUCGCUGUUUACAUGCUUACCCCGACCGAGAAAGUCAUCUUUAACACACUCCUCCUCUCCCUCCUCUCGAUGAUCUUCGCUUCCCUCUAUGCCUACCUCCCCGACCACCUCCGAGUCAUCUACGGUCAUCUCUACUACUACUGGGCCGGCGAGCGUCCCUUCAUCUCCGGCAGUCUUCCAUCGAUCAGCUCCGUCUUCCGCGACAGUGGCACCCAGAGCCUGGAGGUCAUGUACGAGACGGCCAAAAACGCCGCGGCCACGGUGACCAACACGAUUGCAGAAUUAUGA